Messenger RNA from Heterobilharzia americana, 1012 nucleotides. NCBI's taxonomy places the organism in Eukaryota, Metazoa, Platyhelminthes, Trematoda, Strigeidida, Schistosomatidae. The record is from the annotation of a GenBank genome assembly.
CUCACAUACACUCGUGACAAAUAAAACUUAUGUAGUUCUCAAAGAACUUCGGCAUAAACACAAAGUAAACUAUAAAUACAACUGAUCAUUGUUAAUUGGUUUCAUUGUAUUCCUAAAUAAGUUGACUUCAGGUAUUACAAGAACCAUUUGACAAAGCAAAGUGAAGUAAUAAGCUGAAGCAUAUCUUUUUCAGCAUCCUUUCGUUAGUCUACCGCAUAUAGUUGGAAAAUAUUCUAAGCAAUCAUCGAAUAACUUGAAGGCGACAGUAAAAGCAGUUACUGACUUUAAACAUGGAUAAAAGGGCAUUAAUACAAAAAUUUCAUGAAAUGGAUAAAAAUGGUGAUGGCUUUUUAACACCUGAAGAAAUUCGCAUCUGUGUUAGGCGUUCCGGUCUACCCGAAUCAACUGUGAAUGAAUUCUUAAAGUUGUUUGAUCUAAGCGGGGACAGUGUCAUCACACUUCAAGAAUAUAGUUGUGCACUUGGUUUGCAACCUCCACCGCCUAAAGACAUUGAACAAUGGAGAAGAACGUUUAAUGAACUUGAUCAAGAUAAAUCAGGACGGCUAUCCGUCGAUGAAAUCAAGAAAGCUUUGCAUGAAUUAGGAUAUCAUAGACUGGCUGAUGGCGAAUUGCAUAGUUGGAUGCAAAGUGUCGAUAAAAAUUAUGAUCAAAUGAUCGAUUUCUCAGAAUUUUGUUCGUUCUUACAUGAAAAUUGGCAAGAUGAGGGAUAAAUUGUCACGGUAUUUUUCAUUUCAAACUUGUGACGUUGAAGAAUGUGUUCACCAAUCCAAAGAUCGAAAAUUAGAAGAGAAUUUGUGUUUGAAAUACAGAGUGUUCAAAUAGUACAGGAAUAAUGCACCUAAUAAAUGAGUUAUGAUUGAAAGUCUUUUAUACUUAUCUGAAGAAAAUGACAUUUACCUUCAAAAUUACCUCCUUUGAAGGUUAACUGAAAUUCUCCAUAUUUUAUGCCUAUGAAUAUGAGACCAAAGCGCGAGAAAAACUUUCAUUUAGA